GUUGUUGUUUUUUUGUUGCAAAUGCUUAAAUGAUUUCUUACAGUAUCUUAAACAAGUCUCUUAAACAAUGUAUGUUCUAUUCAUGCAACAUUUUAAAACCAGUGUCACAUAAUUGAAAAGAAAUGUUUCUGUGUCUUGUUGUAAAUCUCCACAUCAGGCUCAUUGUCUUCUUUCCUUGACAUCAUGGGAUGGGAGUAGUAUCUUUGUGAGCCUGUAAAAAUGUGAGCGUGACCACCUCAUUACCUGAGCAAUAAAACAUUACAGCCUGUAGUGCAGUGUAAGCGAUGCCAGCGAGCAGAGUCCACCAGCUCCUGUCCCCAGUUUCUGUGGAUAAUCAUCAAAGUUCUGACCAACAACAACUGGUGACCAGGGACGAUGCCUUCAGGGAAGACGGUCAAGCUCAUCCUGUAUGAGGCGCUGCAGUUUGCUGCCCUCGUCACGCCUGUGUUUGUGAUAAUGGAGAGGUUUGCCAGGCUCGUACGUGAUGUCAGGAGCGGGGAUCACACCGCGUAUUGGCUGGUGGUGGCGGUUUCCAUCGCCUAUGUGACCUCUGUGACCCUGCUGGUGUGGGUUCCUCUCAAAUAUCUGCUCCUGAGGCAGCGGGGCUUCAUGGCUGAGAUCACACUGUGGAGGCCGGCAGCGCUGGCGUAUCUUGUCCUCUGUACGUUUCCUUGCUUUGCUAUUUUGAUCACCAGCUCCAAGGUGCAGGUAGAUGGAGGACACAGGCUGGACCAUUUUGCUGAGUUGCCUGUUUCUCUGCUGCUCUUCUGUCUCAUCUGUGUGGAUGUAAUAGAAAGGAUUCGCCCCUGCAAACUCACUGGACCAUCAGACUCCCUGGAUCCUGACCUUGAAUAUCCAGGCCCUGUCCUUACAAACCUGGAACAGGUGACCACUGUCUCAAGCCAACUGCGUCCCGAUGAAGGCCAAAACGGGUUGAACCCAGUCCAUUCGGAGGUCAAAAAUGGCAUCACCCCAGGCAGGCUGCAGCGCUCCAAUGCCUCACCCAGCCAACCAACUCCCAGCUCACGGGCACCAAGCACCGCCUACCUGUACUCCUCAUCCUUACGUCCGAGAUCCUACUCUGGGCAUCUGAGCUUCCUGUGGAAGAAGGAUGGGAGGUCAGAGGUAUUUGUGGAAACAUUCCUGUUCUGGUUGGACACAGUGGAGAUGGUGAGAGUUGCUGGAGAACCAGCAGUCUUCUACACAGUCUGGGUGUUUCCUCUCUAUAUUCUGAGCUUCCUGUCCACUCUUCGUAUGAGCAUCACUCCUGACAACCCUCUGUUGUCAUUUGCCGGAGUGGUGCUGCAGGACCUUCCAUUCCUUGUCCUCAGGAUUGCUCUGAUUGCCGUGUUUGGUCAUGUGACACCUCUCUUAUACCUGCUGAAAAACACUCUGGUGACCUUGACUUUUAUCUACUUCACAUAUUUGACCAGGUUAAAGUUAUUCAGAAGGCGCAGCAUGUUUUAAGGAGGAUGUGGCAGAUUGAAUGUUGGAGUUUUAACAUGUGGUGUAUUUAUGGGUUUGUGUCUAUCAUAAAUAGUUAUGCAUGCAAUAAAUUGUAAUCCAACCAAAUGGAACAUUAAUAGGUUUUACAUUUUAAAACAAAUGUCUGAGUGUAAAAUAAGUCAACUGUUCCUGUGACAUACCUGAAGUAUUUAUUGAAUCUGUAAUUUCUUUGUUUCCACAACUUUUUUCUUCUUUCUCAUAUUUCUAGCAAAAUGUUUAAUGUAAUGCAAUAAAUGUGGAAAUAUAGUGUAGACCAAAACAUGGUAAGACAUGCCAGUAAAAACCUGUCGUUUGCUGUGGUAGUUUCUUCUAGUGUAGUAGUAAAUCAGAGCUUUUACAUGAUUAAAAUCUGUAACAGCUUUAAUAUAUCAUCUUCAAAUUCUCACUGUGUUUUGACAAUUUCACUUUUUUUAUGGCUAACAAUUUUUUGACCCUGAACAUUAACUAUGCAUUAUUCACUCUAAUCAAUUGUCUAAAUAUUUAUGUUAAUUAUGUUAUGUUAGUUUUUAAUUAAAAAAUAUGCUUGCAGAAAACAUCCUAACAUUGGGAAUUUAAUAGAUGUCAAAUAUGUAUUUAUAGCCACCCUAAAUGUGGCAAGAGGACUUUUUCUAAUUGAAACUUUUAUUA
Molecule: messenger RNA, 2133 nt
Organism: Cynoglossus semilaevis (tongue sole)
Lineage: Eukaryota; Metazoa; Chordata; Actinopteri; Pleuronectiformes; Cynoglossidae
Gene: tmem236
Product: transmembrane protein 236
Exons: 5
Coding region: 376-1467 (363 amino acids)
Source: RefSeq, a predicted model, not a curated record